Morus notabilis is the source of this 4770-nucleotide messenger RNA. Its product is annotated as putative disease resistance protein At3g14460. The coding region runs from base 60 to 3272 and encodes 1070 amino acids. Gene Ontology annotation, biological process: defense response to other organism. The record is from RefSeq and is a predicted model, not a curated record. Lineage: Eukaryota; Viridiplantae; Streptophyta; Magnoliopsida; Rosales; Moraceae. Gene Ontology annotation, molecular function: ADP binding. The transcript has 6 exons.
AAUUGUUGUUGAAAAAUGAGGUUAACGGAAACAAGAUAUCUGUGAUUCCUAUAGUGGGCAUGGGUGGCCUUGGCAAGACCACCCUUGCUCAGCUUGUGUAUGACGAUUGCAGAGUGAAGGAACAUUUCGAUAUUAGAUCAUGGAUUACUAUAUCGGAUGAGGUUGAUGUUUUCAAAUUAACAAAAGUGAUGUUUGAAAGGAUUACUUCGCAAAAAUGUAUUGCCGAGGACAUAUAUGAAGUUCAAGUUGAAUUGAAGCAAACUUUGACGAGGAAGAAGUUUUUAUUCAUUUUUGACGAUGUUUGGAAUGAGAAUUAUGAUUUUUGGGAUGUCUUGAAGAGCCCUUUUGAAUCAGCAGCUCAUGGAAGUAAAAUUAUUUUGACAACACGUAGUGAGAUUGUUGCAUCAAGGAUGGGUAAUGCUCAAAGCUACAAGCUACAAGUAGUAUCUGAUGAUGCGGGUUGGCUAUUAUUUGCGAAACACGUCUUUAAUGACGGAGACUUAAGUGCAUAUCCAGAUCUACAAGGAAUUGGUCAAGAAAUUGUUAAAAAGUGUAAGGGUCUUCCUUUAGCCAUAAAAUCACUUGCCGGUCUCUUGCGCUCUAUAUUUGAUCCAAAGGAAUGGAGAAGUAUACUAAAGAGCAACAUUUGGCUAGAAAGUCCGCAUAACAACAUCCUUCCAGCGUUGUGGUUGAGUUACCAUUAUCUACCUCCAAAUAUAAAACGAUGUUUCGCUUAUUGCUCGAUAUUCCCCAAGGAUUAUAUAUAUGAAAAAGAAGAAAUGAUUCUAUUGUGGAUGGCAGAAGGUCUUUUGAAACCAGUAAAAGGAAAAAGAAUUGAGGAUGUUGGAGAAGAGUGCUUUCGAGAUCUAAUAUCGAGGUCAUUGUUUCAACGAUUAACUCAGGAUGAAUCGACUGUCAUCAUGCAUGAACUUGUGCAUGAUUUAGCUAUUUUUAUAUCAGGAGAAUUUUGUUUUAGGUUGGAAGCUGGCAGCUCGAUUGAGAUUCCAAAAAAGGUUCGGCAUUUGUCCUUAAACAGAAUGCAGGACGAUAUUGUAUCAAAAUUUGAUGUUUUUUCUGGAGCUGACUCCUUGCGCACCGUUCUACCAUUGAAUUUUUCAUCAUCUGAACAUGUCUUAAGUGACAGGUUACUAUAUGACGUAUUACCAAGGCUGAGAUGCCUACGGGUGCUAUCUUUGUCUCAUUAUAGUAAUUUGAUAAAGCUGCCUGAUUCAAUUGCCAGUCUAAGACAUCUAAGAUAUCUGGACCUCUCUCACACUCCAAUCAACACGUUACCAGCUUCUGUCAGUACUUUGUACAACUUGCAAACACUGAAAUUGUCAAAUUGUGUUUCUCUCACUCAAUUGCCUCAUGAUAUUGGAAAACUAGUCAACUUGCGUCAUCUUUAUAUUGAUGGAACAGACUUAAAGGAAAUGCCACAGCAGAUGAGUGGACUAAAAAAUCUGCAGACAUUUACUGUGUUUGUUGUGGGGAAAGGCAGAGGACCUAGCAUUAAGGAGUUGAAGCAUUUCCAAAAUCUUCAAGGACCACUUUCUAUUUUGGGCCUUCAGAAUGUCGAUCGUGCAGCGGAUGUUUCAGAGGCCAAUUUUAAGGAUAAGAAGCACCUUGAGGAGUUAGUGCUGAAAUGGGAUGCCGAUGCUACUGUUGACUAUCGAAAAGCAUUCGAAGUAAUUGAAAAGGUUCUGCCUCAUAUAAACCUGAAAAAACUAUUCAUUGAAAACUAUGGUGGUAAAGCAUUUCCAAAUUGGCUGGGAGAUCCUUCUUUCUGUAAUAUAGUAUCCUUAAGCCUGACUAAUUGUAAGAAGUGCACCUCUUGGCCUCCUCUUGGAAAGCUACCAUCUCUCAAGGAACUUUCUAUCAUAGGAUUCGAUCUAUUUGAAAAGUUGGAUUAUGAAUUUUAUGGCAUAGACCUGUUAGUUCGCCCAUUUGGCUCCUUGGAAAUUCUGAAGUUUGAGGAUUUGAAAAGGUGGAAGGAAUGGAACUUUCCAGGAGGCAUAAAUGAUAUUGAAUCGUUUCCUAGACUUAGAGAGCUUUACAUAGAAAAUUGUCCUGAGUUGACUGGUCAUUUGCCUCACCAUUUUCCUUUAUUAGAAGAACUUGUAAUUGUUGAAUGUCCAAAACUUAAGGCCUCAGUUCCGAAUUCUACAGCUCUUUGUCGACUAGACUUGAUCAACUGUGAUAAGAUAACUUUGGGGAAUAUUUCACCACAACUACUGUGCCUCACAAUUACAAAACGUGAUGCCAUAGAACUCCUUUUCGAAGAGAUGGAAUCAAGAACUACGUGCCUUCAAGAAUUGAAUAUCUCUGAUUGCCCCGCCCUUAGGUGGUUGCUCAAGGGGGGUCUACCCUCAACAUUGAAAGCACUAGAAGUCGCUCGAUGCAAGAAAUUAGAACUUCCAAUGGAACGUCGUUAUGAGUUUCUUGAAAGCUUGUCUAUAAGUAGUAGUUCUGAUUCUCUCAAGCACUUUCAGCUGCAUUUGUUCCCAAAGCUAAAUCGUCUCCAUCUCGAGCAAUGUAAGAAUCUCGAAUCACUCUCACUUCCAUGUCAGCAUCGUGAAGAUCUCACCUCUCUCAAUUUCUUGCAAAUCUCAGAGUGUCCUAAUUUUCACUCUUUCCCAAAGGGAGGGCUGCCUGCGCCCAACCUGACCUGGUUUUGGAUCCAGAAAUGUAAGAAACUGAAGUCUCUUCCCAUGGAUAUGCACUCUCUUCUCUCGUCUCUCAAGGUAUUUCAUAUAAGUGAUUGUCCUCUACUCAUUCCACCGGAGCGAGGCUUGCCUUCAUUUUUGCGUUCGCUUUCAAUUAGUUCUUGCGAUGAAUUCGUAGAUCGUCAAAUGAAAUGGAAUCUUCAAAGCCUUUCAAUGCUUAGAGAUUUUAGCAUUAGUAACUGUAAAAUCUUCACACUAUUUCCGCCAGAGGGAUUGCUGCCUCCUACUCUUACGUCUCUCUACAUCUCUGGAAUUUCAAAUCUGAAAUCACUGAACUAUAAGGAGCUUCAACAUCUCACGUCUCUUAAAGAAUUACGAAUUGAGAAUUGCCCUGAGCUUCAGCCCAAUUUUAAGGAGGGGCUUCCUUCCUCCCUUCGUGUUACACAUAUCUUAGAUCAUUUUCUGAUGAAUCGGUGCCAAGAGAAUUGUAAAAGAAAUAGGACUGAAUUUGCUGAAAAUGACUGCAUAGAGGUUGAACAGAGGAGUGAGUUCAUUGGCCAAGGAAAAUCCUUUUAUUAUCAAAUGGAGCGAACAAACAAGCAGAGCUGAGGAUUAAACAACCAAAACAGACAGCUGAAAGCACCGUUACAGAAACUUGUUCAGCACUAAUGUAUCGCUGCAACAACUAGAAGAAAUCAGUGAGUGGAAGGUCGUUCAGCUUGAAGUUUGUUUAAUUCAUUGACGUUUAUGUCAACUCUUGCAUUUUUAUCCAUCAUCCAAUUUCAGGAAAAACGCUUUCUAGUCUGCUCCUUUUUGCAGUGAUGUCCUUUAAAUCUUGAAGUUUCUUUUUGUUGACGCUCAUGUUUAAUCUUCUUGCAUUCUUCUCAGUCAUCCAAUCUCUGGAGAAGGCUUGCUGGUAUGUUAUCGUGACUUGAUACAACGAUAGAAAAUAAUUGGUCGCAUUGAUAGUACGGAUGGCAGAGACUGUUUCAUUGAAGCUCCAGAAGCGGCUCUCUGCAAGCGUUCGCAAGUGUGGGUGGGGUGAGGUUUGGCUCAACCCCAAUGAAAUCAACAAGAUCUCCAUGGCAAACUCUUGGCAAAGCAUAAGAAAGUUGGUCAAGAAUAGUUUCACAGGAAGCCAACUAAGAUUCACUCUCGUUCCUGUGCCCAUCCCAUGAAGGAGGCAAGGCUGCCCACCAAAAUCCUAAGGAUGAGGAGGAUGCGUGUUCUUAGGCACUUGCUUCGCUAGUGCAGGGAGUUGAAGAAGAUCGACAGGCACAGGUAAUGUUUGCAAGAACAAAUGUGCGCUGAUGGCGAGCAUUCUCAAGUCAAAGGCUGAGAAGGCAUGAGAGAAGACUUUGUGCGAUCAGUUUGAGGCUAAGAGGGCAAAGAACAAGGCUAGCAGGGAGAGAAAAAUUUCUAGGAGAGAGGAACAUCUGGCCCAGGCGCCUGGAGAAAAACUACUGGCAGCAACACCUGCUGCUCUUUCCGCUGCAGCAUCUCAACCUACGCUGGGAAUGAAGAAAUCCAAGAAGUGAAACCUAUGACAAGUGUAUUGGAGGAUCUUUAAGAAAACGUGGUCGUUUGGAGCUUUGAGCAACUUCUCGUUUUUGGAGUAUGAAGAAAUCCUAGUCAGCAUUGCUCUGCAUUGCUCCACCAAGACAAGCUGGGCUAGACGUGUGUUUUGCUGACAGCUGGACCUGAGUUGGUUAAUGGGCUGAUUUUGUCCGUGAAGGGUGUUGAUUGAGCCAUUCAUUGGAGGCUUUCUCAUGUGCUGCCACGUGGAAUUAGGGUACAAUAAGUACCUGCAGCUGAGAAGAAAGAAGGUGUCCUUGGUCAUAUUUGUAACGUAGAGGCGGGUGGACUUGGGAAAGGAAACCACCUCCAUUUCUCUGAUCAAGUACCAGCUCCAGUACUGGAAAGAAGAAGAAGAAAACGUCACAGGGUGUUGAACGUGAAGGAAGGACCAUUGUUGAUGCAGGAAGUGCUAGAAGAAACCUUGGAAAAAGGGGAUUCGGAUUCUCUCCUCGUUACCUUAGUUUUUCUUACUCUCAAUACUCUGUUUUACCUUGUUGGAGAACAUUUACGUUUCUCAAUAAAUCUGAAC